Pipistrellus kuhlii (Kuhl's pipistrelle) is the source of this 1448-nucleotide messenger RNA. RefSeq names its product collagen alpha-1(I) chain-like. NCBI's taxonomy places the organism in Eukaryota, Metazoa, Chordata, Mammalia, Chiroptera, Vespertilionidae. The coding region runs from base 1 to 1260 and encodes 419 amino acids. The transcript has 3 exons. The record is from RefSeq and is a predicted model, not a curated record.
AUGGAGACUCCACCUCCGGCCGGGCCCGCCCCCUUGCAACUUGAGCCCGGAGGGAUGCCCCGGCCGCGGGGGCCACAGCCUCAGAAAUCAGGAAUCCCGGGCCCGGGGCGGGUGGGCGCCGGCGGCACGAGGGCGGGGCGGGCCCUGGCGGUGCGGCCGGGGGCCCGGCGGGCGGCGCAGAGGGCAGGGCCCGCGGGCCGGGGAGCGCCGGGCGCCGCGGACGGGAGCGCCGGAGAGAGCGGCGCCGUCCCUGCGCCCAGCCGGCCCGGGAGCGCUUGGGGCGCGGGGCGCGGCGGGCGAGGGCGCGGGGCGCGGCGGGCGAGGGCGCGGGGCGCGGCGGCCCCGGCGGCUCUCCCACUAGGGGUAGCUGUUGCCCGAAUCCCGGAGCGCUCCCCUCCCGCCGCUCGCCGCGCCCGGCGCAGCCCCGGCCGCCGGGCGCACCCGUCCCGUGCGUCCCCAGACGUUGCUCUCCGCCCCGGGAGCGUCGGGACGGGAGCGCCCGAGCCGAGCCACCUUCGCCGACCGCCCGCGAGCGCCGCGGCUCCCCUGGACGCGGAGGCGCACGGACGCGCAAAGUGCGUCCUCUCCGCCGGGAACGAGACUUUCUUUGGGGGUGAGGGGCAGCUCCCCAACUUCGCGGGGGGCCUUCGGAUCGCUCGGGGAGCGGGACCGGCGGCGGCGAGGUCGGUCUCAGGGGCAGCCGGGCUGGGAAGUGCCUUGACCCAGGGUCCCCGAAGCUGGGAACACAAGUUCCCCUCCGACCGGGACUGGCUCGCGCCCGGUCCCGAGCGAUGUGCACCCCGUCUGCGGGGCCGAGCUGCCCGGGGCGCCCGCACAGCCGCGGGGACUUGUCCGGGUGUCCGUGGCCGAGCCCGAGUCAGAGGCGGUGGCUGCCGCCGGCGUCCCGCGCGCCGCCAGACCCGGGACCGGCCGCCCAACUUCUCCCGGGACCGGCCGCCCAACUUCUCCUCGGGACCGGCCGCCCAACUUCUUCCCGGGACCGGCCGCCCAACUUCUCCCCGGGACCGGCCGCCCAACUUCUCCCCGGGACCGGCCGCCCAACUUCUCCCGGGACGGAGACCUCGCUGGGUCCCGGGCCGAGGCGGGAGCCCGCGGGGCCGAGAGGGCGAGGGGGAAGCGCUCACUCGCGGCGGCGGCGGCGGGGGAGCCAGUCCGGAGAGACGUCCAUCUGUCCACCCUGGUGCUCGGAGCCUCCGGCCGGAACCCCGCGGGACCGGUGCGCGCGGGAUAGACGACUAGGACUCAGUCAGGCCAUGGCUAUGCCGCCUGGGGCCCCGGGGUGGGGGCUGCACGGCCCAGGAACUUCUCCCCCAGGAGGAAGCCAACCUCUUUCCUACUUUCUCCGACCCUGCCCGGCCCCUAACCACCCUGGCAGGGGGCGCUCAGGAAGGUUAGUGAACUCUCUCUGAGCCACACCUGGCUGGGCU